Molecule: messenger RNA, 1953 nt
Organism: Alternaria rosae
Lineage: Eukaryota; Fungi; Ascomycota; Dothideomycetes; Pleosporales; Pleosporaceae
Product: NAD-dependent glycerol-3-phosphate dehydrogenase N-terminus-domain-containing protein
Exons: 3
Coding region: 382-1635 (417 amino acids)
Biological process (GO): glycerol-3-phosphate catabolic process; carbohydrate metabolic process
Cellular component (GO): nucleus; glycerol-3-phosphate dehydrogenase (FAD) complex; cytosol
Molecular function (GO): glycerol-3-phosphate dehydrogenase [NAD(P)+] activity; NAD binding
Source: RefSeq, a predicted model, not a curated record
UGCCCACAUGACGCACGUCUCCGAAAUCGUUCCUAGACCCAACAUCAAGUAGACUCUACUACCGUCGGAGCCGCUCUCUGCUCAACACUUCACGACGCCUCACUGCCGAUAGCCCGCUUGUUGACUGAAGCCCAGCCUUCGGCAUCGCCGUAUCACAAGCUCACACUCAGCUCCGAAGCCGAGGCCAGGCGGAUACCAAGACAGCAGCAUCAUAAAUACACAACCGUGGCUGUCUCAAGACCCCUCUCGCUCGCGACUCACUCACCUAUAUACUACGUCACUCCCCAGCACCUACGCCAAAAUCUGCGUAAGCGAGUCGCAGUACCGAUCCACACUUCAUACUUCACGAACCUACAGAGAAGACGAUACACCUCGAAAACAAUGGCGACUCUCAGUGCUGGACGUAAGCACAAGGUGACAAUAGUCGGCUCUGGCAACUGGGGCACGACCAUGGCCAAGCUGGUCGCCGAGAACGUCAAGGAGCAUCCGUCGCUGUUCGAAGAGACCGUGCAGAUGUGGGUGUUCGAGGAGGAGUACACCUUCCCAAAAGACUCGCCUCACUACAGCGGCUCCGACAAGCCCGAGAAGCUCUCGCAAAUCAUCAACAAAGUCCACGAGAACGUCAAGUACCUCCCCAACAUCAAGCUUCCUUCCAACGUCGUCGCCAACCCCGAUCUCCCCGAUUCUUGCAAGGACUCGACCAUGCUCAUCUUCGUUCUCCCUCAUCAGUUCAUUGCACGUUCAAGCCAGCAGCUGGUCGGCAAGAUCCUGCCAUAUGCGCGAGCUAUCUGCUGUACAAAGGGUGUUGAUGUCAGCGAGAAGGGCAUUCGACUCAUGUCCGAGACCAUUGGCAUGACGCUCAACAUCUAUUGCGGUGCCCUGUCGGGAGCCAACAUCGCUUCCGAGAUUGCCCAAGAGAAGUACUCCGAGACGACAGUAGCGUACGACCCGCCACCAAUGGACUCGCGCAACCCUACCCCCAGUGGUUCGCCGAAUGCCUCGCAGACUGAUCUUACUGCUCAUGUUGAUCUCAUUGACCCCAGUAAAAAGAAACCCAGUAAGCGUUCGGCGCAUCUGACUGCUCUUCCCAACGAGUACCCCCCUCUAUCGCACGAGAAUGUUCGCAAACUCUUCCAUCGCCCUUACUUCCACGUACACAUCGUCAACGAUGUCGCUGGUGUCUCACUGGGUGGAGCGCUGAAGAACAUCAUUGCGCUGGCUGCAGGCUUCGUGGAUGGUCUGGGCUGGGGAGACAACGCAAAAGCAGCGGUCAUGCGUGUCGGUAUCUUGGAGAUGGUCAAGUUUGGCAAGGCUUUCUUCGGAGAGAGUGCUCGUACAAGCACCUUCACCGAAGAGAGUUGUGGUGUUGCCGAUGUUGUGACCUCGUGCAUGGGCGGUCGCAACUUCCGCUGCGCAAAGAUGGCCAUCGCCCGCGGCAAGACCAUUUAUGAGAUUGAGCAGUCUGAGCUCAACGGCCAAAAGCUUCAGGGCACCAGUACUGCCUAUGAGGUGAAUGAAUUCUUGAAGGCCGAGGGCAUGGAGGCCGAGUUCCCACUCUUCACCGCUGUCUACAAUAUCUUGGAGGGUAACAACAAGCCCGAGGAUAUUCCUCAGCUCAUUGAGAAGAAGCCAUGACUAGAGGAACCCAGACUUUAGACGUCCGAUACAUAGCGGCGGGCUCUGUGAUUCGAUAAACUACAUCUAGACUUGAAAGCGAAUACCCCUUUAGGUAGAAUAGACUCCCCUUGAAAUCUCGUCGGCUCGUUCAUCCCUACGCCAGAAUACUCACGUACCGUAUGCAAUCGCUGCAUGGCCAUCAUCGUUACCAAAUGAGCCUGUUGCGUGAUUUCCCAGCACACCUGUAUUGAUAAGCAAACCAUCGUACAACGUCCGCAGCACCCAAACAGGCACAUCCUGAUAGUGGGGACGAGCGUCUUUGUACGAGAAUGAUCG